GCCUGGACACAUGCUGCAGGUGGGGCUCAGCCUGCCCCGCUCCCCCGGGGGGGCGGCUGGUGGCUUCCCCGUGGCUGAGCCGGCCGAGGGCGAUAACACGGGCAGCGGGCAAGAGAUGUUUGGCUCAUCUCCAGUCACCAUCGUCAUCACGUCGGAGGCUGACACCUGGGACAUUGAUGCCUCCUCUUGUCUGGGCUGUGGACAGUUUGUGGAUUGGGACAGGAUGCCAGACUUGGAGCAAGAGGCGCGUAUCCCCCGAGACAUCCUCAGCAAGCCCCCGAAGGAGCUGAAGAAGCUGGCAAGAGAAGGCUACUGGGCUGCAAGCCGUGCUCUGAGAGCUCAGGUCUAUCACCAGCUCAUCCAGCAGGUCGCCUGCCGGCUCGUCACCCCGGAUGCUCUUGUCUACAGGGACGUGGCGAGUCGGCUCUUUGGGAAGCCAAGCGUGAGCUCCCACCCUUUGCCUGAGUUCCUGGAAGGAUGCUCCAUGCCCACCUACUGCCUCAACCUGGAAGGGGUCACCGCCUUGAAGAAGAUCCUCAUCUGCGUUGGCAACCUUUUCCCUGACAUAACCUACAGCCCGAUCCUGCCCUCUCUGGUGGCUCUGCUGCUGCACUAUAGCGAAGACGAAGCUCAGUGCUUUGAGAACAUCUCUCGCCUCAUCGCCAGCAAUGCUCCCCACACCAGCUACAUUGACCAGUCCUUCCUGGCUCACCAGGCCUCCUGCAUGACUUUUGGGGAUCUGGCCAACAAGCACUGCCCAGCAGCUCACAAACUCAUAGCCAGCAGCUCUGCGAAUGUCUUUGAGGUCUACUCCGAAUGGUUAUCCUGGCUCUUUCAUGACCUUCCCUUCAACUAUGCCAUCCGUGUCUUUGAUGUCUACCUGCUGGAGGGGCAGAAGGUCCUCUACCGCAUUGCCCUGGCCUUGCUGAAGCAGUACAGGCUCUCGGUGACCUCCACCGAGCUGGAGGGGACUGAUAUUAAGGCAGACCUGCAGGCUUUCAUGCAGAACAUUGCUGAGCACGUGACUGUGGACAAACUCCUAGAGAGAGCCUUUGGCAUCCGGCUCUUCUCCCGCAAGGAAAUCUGGCUCCUCCAGAUGGCCAACAGGAAGGCGUUAAUGGAGAGGGGCAUAACCAUGGUGCAAAGAAGGCAGUCCUUCCACCUGGCCGUGGACAUGCAGAACUUCAGCUCCAGCACUGUAACGGCUCAGGAGAUGCGCAUCGUCUGGUCCUGGAUCCCUGAGCGCUUCUCCCUCUUCCCCCCACUGCUGCUCUUCUCCACCUCAGAAGAUGGGUGCAGCCUGCAGAGGUUUUACACAUGCUGUGAAGGCUACGAACCAACGGUGCUGCUCAUAAAAACAACAGAGGGGGAGGUCUGUGGGGCGUUUCUCUCCUCCGACUGGAGCGAAAGGAAAAAGAGCGGGGCAACAUCCGGCUUUUUUGGGACAGGGGAGUGCUUUGUGUUCACUGUACGACCCGAGAUGGAAAGGUACGAGUGGGUGUUCAUCAAGAAGCCAGAGCUGGCCAAAGCUGUGCCACGCUCACGCCAGCGGUCACCUUCUCCCUCUCCCGUGUCCCUCCUCGGCUCCUCCCCGGAUGGCCACGGCACCAGCUCAAACCGUCUCACCGUGCCCACCCCGCAGAGGAAAGGCCGUCUCUCCCCUUUUCUGGCCAUCAGACAUUUCCUCCUGCCUUCCAAAACAGCCUCCAUGUUCAUGUCCGGGUCACGGGAAGGGAUCAUUAUCGGUGGAGGGGGAGGCCAAGCUCUGUCCCUGGAUGCCAACCUGCUCUGGGGGCGCACGGAGCACUGUGAGACCUUCGACAACCCGCCGCUCUGCCAGGAGAACUUCAAGGUGCAGCUCUUGGAAGUGUGGGGCUUUCAAAACGCCUAG
Messenger RNA from Calidris pugnax (ruff), 1891 nucleotides. RefSeq names its product TBC1 domain family member 24-like. The transcript has 7 exons. The record is from RefSeq and is a predicted model, not a curated record. Bases 11 to 1891 code for a protein of 626 amino acids. NCBI's taxonomy places the organism in Eukaryota, Metazoa, Chordata, Aves, Charadriiformes, Scolopacidae.